Molecule: messenger RNA, 1166 nt
Organism: Cydia splendana
Lineage: Eukaryota; Metazoa; Arthropoda; Insecta; Lepidoptera; Tortricidae
Exons: 3
Coding region: 287-1045 (252 amino acids)
Source: RefSeq, a predicted model, not a curated record
CUAAUCAUCUGGGCCCAGUUUUAUAAAGUUACAAGUUACAGGUUACAAGAGUACAGGCUACAGGCACCUGUAAUGCACUGUGAACGGCUACAGGUGUUUUAUAAAUACACACAAAUAAUUACAGUUGUAAAGAACCACGGUCAAUCUCGAUUACAUGUGACAUCUACAGGUGUGAAGGACAUCACUAUUUAAAAAAAAAACUUCUGUCAUAGAUACUCUGUGCUCUACUAAAUGCUGUCGUUAUACUGUCGUUAUUGUUUGCUGUAAAAUUUUAAAUAUUGGAAAAAUGGGCAGAAAUGAAGGAAAAAUCGAGUGGUUGAGAGCGGUGUUCGAAGCCAAGGAUAUACUUUUUGGGCCGUUUUCAGAUACAUUAACAAAAACUGACAAGGUAUUGGCAUGGAAAAGUAUGCAUGCCCUGGCACAAUCGUUGGCGUUGGUGCCUAACAAUAAAGAAUAUACAUAUACCAGGGACACAUUCUGGCAAAACUUGAGGAAGAAUGCAGUGAAAAAACGAGAUAACAGCCGGGCCACUGGGAGUGGAACCACCAAAUUUACGAAUAUCGAUGAAAUGGUGUACAGCAUCAUCGGGAAGGAGUCACCAGUCCUGGUAGGGCUCCCUGUUGCAGAGUCUGGUGAAGUAGUAACUGAAAGGCAUAGUAAUCCUUUAAAUUCCAUUGGUAUUGAUGGCAAUAGACUAACUUCUACGAACAACAUAGCACAUGGUGAACCAUCCAAUGCCUCUGCACUUGCCAAGAAGACAAGCACCAACCGGACUGCAGCCCCGCAACACAAAAUACAAAAAAAAAGAAUGCAAGAUCUGAAAUAUAAAAAACAUUUUUUAAUGGUUCAGCUUUUAGAGAAGGAAAACUAUUUAAAAGAGUUGAAAAUUAAAAAAAUAGAAAAAGAACUGAAUAUAGAUUCCAAUGAAAGGGCCAAACAAGCCAACAGCAACAACAACAGCAAACAAAUGAAUGAAGAUGCCAGCAGCAGUGAUGAAGAACAAUAUGAAGUUGACUAUUUAGAAGAAAUGGAAGAUUCUGAAUAGUCAACUCCAUAAAUAAUUAUUCUUCUUUUACAUAUUGAAAAUAGAGACUUUGCAUAGCUGGUGUAAAAAUAUUGUUAGGAGUCACCUUUGCUGUUCUGAUGUAUCUGUUUGCGACUGUGCA